Myripristis murdjan (pinecone soldierfish) is the source of this 558-nucleotide messenger RNA. RefSeq names its product NADH:ubiquinone oxidoreductase subunit B (gene ndufb6). The coding region runs from base 91 to 474 and encodes 127 amino acids. Gene Ontology annotation, cellular component: respiratory chain complex I. Gene Ontology annotation, biological process: mitochondrial ATP synthesis coupled electron transport; mitochondrial electron transport, NADH to ubiquinone. The transcript has 4 exons. NCBI's taxonomy places the organism in Eukaryota, Metazoa, Chordata, Actinopteri, Holocentriformes, Holocentridae. The record is from RefSeq and is a predicted model, not a curated record.
CUCCAGAUCUUCUUCGUCGGUGCACUCAGGAAGGUGUCCUCCAUGGUGUCAUUGUAGUGUGUUGAGGUUGAACACACAGAGAAAGAAGCAAUGUCUGGAUACACGCCGGACGAGAAGCUCCGUGUCGAGCAGAUCGCCAAGCUCCGCAGGCAGUGGCUGAAGGACCAGGAGCUGAGCCCGAGGGAGCCGGUCAUCCCGCAGAAACCCGCCGGCGCCGUCGCUAAAUUCUGGGCUGGCUUUCUGGAGCCCAAGAGCCUGUGGAGGCUUUACACCUACAAAGCAUACACAGCUGGAGUUUUCACAUUAACACGCGUGUUGAUACCUGCCUGGAUUAUCCAUUACUACGUGAAGUAUCAUGUUGCUAAAAAGCCAUAUGGUAUUGUGGAAUUGAAGCCCAAACUGUUCCCAGGUGACACUAUUCUGGAGACAGGGGAAGUUGUUCCAGAUCUCCCUGAGACCCAUGGUCAUCACUGAAGACAAUGUUGAAAGAUUUCUAUAAUUUCCUUAAGUCACUGUCAGAAAAGUAUGUGUAUAUGUUAUUAAAAUAUUACAAACUGG